GGGCAGAAACAAGGACUCUCCCUUGGGGCGGGACCUGUAUCAGACCUGCUAGGCAAAACCGGGUGAAGGUGGUGGCAGCUGAGGCCAGGCGGAAGAGCAUCAUGAGCGGACAAGUCGGGGACCUGAGCCCACAGCAACAGGAGGCCCUGGCCAGGUUCCGGGAGGCCCUCCAGGAUGUGCUGCCUGCUUUGCCCAAGGCUGAUGACUACUUCCUUCUGCGCUGGCUCCGAGCUCGGAACUUUGACCUUAAGAAGUCGGAGGACAUGCUCCGGAAGCAUGUGGAGUUCCGGAAUCAGCAGGACCUGAACCACAUCCUUACGUGGCAGCCACCAGAGGUGAUCCAGCUCUAUGACUCGGGUGGUCUGUGUGGUUAUGACUACGAAGGCUGCCCUGUGUGGUUUGACAUCAUUGGGACAAUGGACCCCAAGGGGCUCCUGAUGUCUGCCUCUAAGCAGGACAUGAUCCGCAAGCGUAUCAGAGUCUGUGAGCUGCUUCAGCAUGAGUGUGAGCUGCAGAGUCAAAAGUUGGGCAGGAAGAUCGAGCGGAUGGUGAUGGUGUUCGAUGUGGAAGGGUUGAGCCUGAGGCACCUGUGGAAGCCAGCGGUGGAGGUCUACCAGCAGUUUUUCGCCAUCUUGGAAGCAAAUUAUCCUGAGACAGUGAAAAAUUUAGUUAUUAUUCGAGCUCCCAAGCUUUUCCCAGUGGCCUUCAACCUGGUCAAGUCAUUCAUGGGUGAGGAGACACAAAAGAAGAUAGUGAUUCUGGGAGAUAACUGGAAACAGGAGCUCCUCAAGUUCAUGAGCCCUGACCAGCUGCCUGUGGAAUUUGGGGGAACCAUGACUGAUCCUGAUGGUAACCCCAAGUGCCUGACUAAGAUCAACUAUGGCGGCGACGUGCCCAAGCACUAUUACCUGUGCAGGCAGGAGAAGCCGAACUAUGAACACACAGUAGUGGUAGGCCGAGGCUCCUCCCACCAGGUGGAGAAUGAGAUCCUGUUCCCAGGCUGUGUGCUCAGGUGGCAGUUCUCCUCCGAGGGCGGCGACAUCGGCUUUGGGAUCUUCCUGAAGACCAGGAUGGGGGAGAGGCAGAAAGCCGGGGAGAUGGCAGAGGUGCUGCCCAACCAGCGCUACAACGCCCACCUGGUGCCUGAGGACGGGAGCUUCACCUGCCUCAAGGCUGGAGUCUAUGUCCUGCGCUUUGACAACACCUACAGCCUCCUGCACGCCAAGAAAGUCGGCUACACUGCAGAGGUGCUGCUCCCAGACAAGGCCUGUGAGGAGAAGUUGCAGGGCCUCAGGGCAACAAGUCCUCCUAGGGACCAAGAGAACACUGGCCGCCUCUGACCCUGCUCCACCCAACUCCUUCAUGCACCCCUGCCCCUCACCCCCCAAGACAGGGUGGUGCUGAAGGUGGCUACAGAGAUCUGCAACCCCCAUCUCCAUCUGAGCCUCCCCAUGGGACCCCUUAGACACAGACCAGCACUUUCAUUCCCUGGACCUGGAGAAUAGGGCCGAGGGUGACAGCGCACGCCCAUUAGGAAAGGACCCUGCCCUUGCUCUUGUUCUCUUGAAGACACCCACCCACCCAGGAUUCCGCCAUGCCUGGUAUCCCAGCUGGGAUCCAGUACAGGAGAGCCGUAUCCUGUUUGCCACAGGAGCACAGCUGAGGGAUGGUUUCUCUCCAGCUGGAGGUCAGCAAGGCUGGAAGGGCCAGCUGGAGGCAGCUGGGGAGCCUGGGAAGGAGGAGGGAGGCCCCAGCUCUAGUAGAGCAGCAAGGCCUUUCUAAAUCGGGCUGCCUUUGAAAGGAAUGGCAGAAGUGGAGAGGCAGGGCUGUUUCCUUUUUCUUCAGGCAGUUGCCCUUGCCAAGCCUUCUUCAAAUUCCCCAUGUAGCCCAGGCUGGCCUUCUUCAGUGUCCUGAGUCCUGGGAUUGCAGGUGUGCACCACUAGGACUGGCCAACUUUAGUUCUUUCUGGCCUGAGUGGAGCUCAGAACAAAAGCUAAGCUGCGGGGAGAUACUGGUACUGGGGUGCAGGGUGAAUUAUUCUGGAGGUUCAUCCUGGCUUCUAGCAUGCUUCUUGGAGAGCCUUCCAGCUUUCCAUACAUCUGCAUGUCUCUAAGGAGAGAGUUGGAAGGCAGCUGCCAGCAUCCCUUCCCCGUGUGACCCAGAAGCUGGCCAGUGACAGUGUCUGCAUGUAAUAUCUCAAAGGCUGGCCCUCCUGGCAUCCACAGGUAGCCAGCCAACCUACCAUUUCUCUGUUGGAUGGACUGAAACUAACCGAGCAGAUUUUGCCAAGCUCGAUCCAAUACACCUCUGUAGAUUGGCUCAGAAAAGCCAUUACCUGGAGUCUAGGAGCCUGGGCUGUGCGGCACUGCUCUCUCCUGGACCUAUGGCUGGGACAGAAGACCUGUGUCCCAUGCAGAGUAACCCAGACACUGGCUCAGGAUCGCUGAUGUUGCCUUCUCUGUCCUCCUGUGCUGCUGGGCAAAAUGUCCCUGGACGUGGAAUAGUAAGAUGUUCCUGGAAAGGGGGCCCUGUUUCAAAGUGCUGUCACACCACCUAGAAGCCUUGGCAGACGCCACUGUCUAGGCACCUUGCAAGCAAGAAGCCGUGCCCCAGCCCCUUUCCAGGUUCCAGAUGCCAUCAUUUGAUUUUCUCUGUGUGCUAGAUGUCUUCAUUAUCGAAGACAUUUUAAUGGGAGAACAAUGAUAAGCCUUGAGGAUGAGGGAGGAGGCUCUUCAGGGCAGCCCCUAGCUACUGUAUCUGAACCAUUUAUAGCCAAGGCUUAGAGGCUUAGGCAGGAAUUGCUUAUGGCACUGCCUCUUGGCAAUUCCUGCCUAUGAUCAGCCUAAGCAGAUUGGCAAGAGGGAAAACAUUGUACGGUUCUGCUGGAUCCCAAGAGCCUGGAACUGUCAGGCAAGCGUCAGAAGACAUUUCCAAGUCCAGGGCUGCCCCUGCACUCUGAGCCCCUCUUGUCUCCCUCCAGCUUCUUGCUGGCAGACCAAAAGGGUUGUCACUGUGGUAAGGACUAUCUUGAGUUUGUUCGUCUCACUUCAUGUCAUGAGUACUCAAAACGAUUCAAUGUGGCCUUAAAAUAAAAGGCUCCCGGACUUUAA
Arvicola amphibius (Eurasian water vole) is the source of this 3110-nucleotide messenger RNA. Its product is annotated as SEC14-like protein 4. Gene Ontology annotation, cellular component: cytoplasm. The coding region runs from base 102 to 1340 and encodes 412 amino acids. The record is from RefSeq and is a predicted model, not a curated record. Lineage: Eukaryota; Metazoa; Chordata; Mammalia; Rodentia; Cricetidae. The transcript is spliced from 12 exons.